Messenger RNA from Neomonachus schauinslandi (Hawaiian monk seal), 1677 nucleotides. It is a transcript of the gene XYLB, whose product is annotated as xylulokinase. Gene Ontology annotation, biological process: D-xylose metabolic process; xylulose metabolic process. Gene Ontology annotation, molecular function: D-xylulokinase activity. Gene Ontology annotation, cellular component: cytosol. The transcript has 19 exons. The coding region runs from base 1 to 1611 and encodes 536 amino acids. The record is from RefSeq and is a predicted model, not a curated record. Lineage: Eukaryota; Metazoa; Chordata; Mammalia; Carnivora; Phocidae.
AUGGCCGAGCGCGCCGCUCGCCCCUGCUGCCUGGGCUGGGACUUCAGCACGCAGCAGGUGAAAGUUGUUGCUGUUGAUGCAGAGCUGAAUGUGUUCUAUGAGGACAGUGUGAAUUUUGACAGAGACCUUCUAGAAUUUGGGACUCAGGGUGGAGUUCAUGUUCACGAAGACGGGCUGACAGUGACCUCUUCAGUCCUGAUGUGGGUCCAGGCUCUGGAUAUCAUCUUGGAGAGGAUGAAGGCUUCGGGCUUCGACUUCUCUCAAGUCCUCGCCCUGUCUGGGGCGGGCCAGCAACAUGGAAGUGUAUACUGGAAGGCUGGGGCCAGCCGAGUGCUGACAAGCCUGUCACCAGACCUCCUGUUACAUAAGCAGCUACAGGCCUGUUUCUCCAUCAGGGACAGCCCGGUGUGGAUGGACUCCAGCACCACAGCCCAAUGCCGUGGGCUGGAGGCCGCCGUGGGCGGGGCCCAGGCUCUCAGCUGCCUCACCGGCUCCCGUGCUUAUGAGCGUUUUACAGGAAACCAAAUUGCAAAGAUUUACCAGCAGAAUCCCGAGGCCUACUCACAGACAGAGAGAAUUUCUUUGGUCAGUAGUUUUGCUGCUUCCCUCUUCCUUGGGUCUUAUGCCCCUAUCGACUACAGUGAUGGUUCUGGAAUGAAUUUGUUGCAGAUCCAGGACAAAGUCUGGUCGCAGGUUUGCCUUGGCGCGUGUGCGCCUCAUUUAGAGGAGAAGCUUGGCACACCCGUACCGUCGUGCUCCGUGGUGGGAGCCAUUUCUUCCUACUACAUCCAGUGCUAUGGAUUUCCUCCAGGAUGCAAAGUGGUGGCCUUCACUGGGGACAACCCUGCGUCGCUGGCAGGCAUGAGGCUGGAGGAGGGUGACAUUGCGGUCAGCCUGGGCACCAGCGACACCCUAUUUCUCUGGCUCCAGGAGCCCGUGCCCGCCCUGGAAGGGCACGUCUUCUGCAACCCGGUUGAUGUCCAGCACUACAUGGCACUCCUGUGCUUUAAAAAUGGCUCCCUCAUGAGAGAGAAGAUCCGUGAUGAGUCCGCUUCCUGUUCCUGGAGUGAUUUCUCCGAGGCGCUGCGGUCCACGGAGAUGGGCAACGGCGGGAAUCUGGGUUUUUAUUUUGACGUAAUGGAGAUCACCCCUGAAAUUAUUGGGCGCCAUCGGUUUAGUGCAGAAAACCGACAGGUCUCAGCAUUCCCUAGGGCUGUGGAGAUCCGGGCACUGAUUGAAGGGCAGUUCAUGGCCAAGAGGAUCCAUGCCGAGGGCUUGGGCUACCGAGUCAUGCCCAAGACAAAGAUUUUGGCCACUGGAGGGGCAUCUCGCAACAGAGAAAUCUUACAGGUGCUUGCAGAUGUGUUUGGUGCCCCAGUGUAUGUCACAGACACUGCCAACUCAGCCUGUGUGGGCUCUGCAUACCGAGCUUUCCACGGCCUUGCAGCUGGAACAGACGUGCCCUUUUCAGAGGUUGUGAAGUUAGCCCCAAAUCCCAGAUUAGCUGCUACCCCAACCCCAGGAGCUGCUCAGGUCUACGAGGCCCUUCUCCCGCAAUACGCCGAGCUUGAGCAGAGAAUCCUGUCCCAGACCCGGGGGCCUCCAGAGUGAAUUCCUCAGGCCCAGGCACCCCUGUUAGCCCUGCCUGCCCAGGCUCACUGAUCCCACUUUGAGCCA